Alternaria atra is the source of this 2235-nucleotide messenger RNA. RefSeq lists its product as uncharacterized. The transcript has 2 exons. The record is from RefSeq and is a predicted model, not a curated record. Bases 1 to 2235 code for a protein of 744 amino acids. Lineage: Eukaryota; Fungi; Ascomycota; Dothideomycetes; Pleosporales; Pleosporaceae.
AUGGCUGACGAUGACUUUGACGACUUCUCCGACAAUGACCUCGACGACCUUCCUGCCAACGCCCUCGAGCACCUCGAGGCAAGCGCCAUCAGGGCGACACAACACCAGCCCGGCCCCGACCUAGAGUCCGACUACGGCCUUGAAGACGGUGACGAGGUAGUCAAUCUCGACGAUGCGUCUGGUCCGCCGCGCGCUUCGCCAUGGGUAACGCAUCAGGCGCCUCAGUACACACAGCCUCAGCAGGACUACGAAUACGCUUACAACAACAACUACGACCAAAACGGCGACGAGCAGACAUAUGAUGGCUCCAUGGAAGUGGAAGAGCAGCCACGUAGAUCGCAGGCCGAUCCGAACGCGCUGCUCCAACGCAUCAAGAAGUUAGAGCAAGACAAGGCGCGUGAGAGAAGGGAAGCCGAUGAGCUGAAAGGGAAGCUACAGACAAAGUCGGGCGAAGCUGAUACCCUUCGAAGACGCUACGAUGCCGAAAGUCGCAAACACGAGCGCCAGCUGGCCGACCAGCAGCAGUCGCACAACACUGAGCUGGCCAAACUGCGUGCAGAGAUGGAGAAGCUGCGGCGGGAGAAAGAGUCGGUGCAGACAGACAACAUGUUCAACCAGCAUGAGGCAAGAGAGACUGGCAUGGUGCGACGGCCUGGAAAAAUCAUGCCAUCAAGACCAAAGUCGGGUCCCCCUGUCAUCAGUCCAGCAGGCACGCCCAAGAGGGGGCAGAAGACAAAGGGCCCUUUGGGCGAUGGCUUCGAUGAUGACGAUGUCAUUAUGGCGUCGCCAUCGAAACAUCGUGAAAGGCAGAAGACAGCGACACCCAAGCAGGCCGGCAAGAGGAAACGACAGGCCAUCGACCAAAGCCCCAUACCACUGCCUGCGCUACAGCUGAGCGAACCACGAAGUCGGCCAAGAGAAGAAGAGCCAGCACCAGUCACAGGACCUAUGCUAGACGCUGCACUGCUCGAGCACUUUCGACGUGACGAUCGACGAUUCACCCUUCUACACCGCCUGCUCUCACAUCCAUCCUCGAAUGGCACAGAUCGCAUACUCGAAGCACUCACACUCCAUGCAUUUCCGUCUCAGCCAUCUAAAAAGCUAUCUUCGAUCGUAUAUGAUGGACUAGCAAAGCUAAACACGGCUAAUGUGCACGAACUAGCGCUCCAGAUAUGUCAUAUCUUCCUUGACCUAUGGAAACGGUGUCAGACUGAGAAGUACUAUGCUCCAAUUUCGUUGAUACUCGAUGCGCUUCACUUCAUUCUGGCAUGUGAACCGAUCGAAACUGCGGUCAAGGUUACUGAGCGCGUCGUGCCGCUCAUCAUUGCUUUUGUUGAUCUCGUAGCGGACCCCAUCUCGAAAGCAGCCAAAGGAGGUGAGAAGGCUGUUGCCGACCUCUACUCCCAGAAACAGCGAGAGAUUGCGUCUCACAUUGAUGUUGAGGAUUGUCUUGAAUUGCUUUACCUCAUCGCAAGCAGCUGCGUGUCUUCGGUAGACUCCAGCGCAAUAGUACGCCUGUGGCAGGCGAUACCCUCGACUUUCGCCAUUAUGCUCCUGGUCAAAGAGCAGCCACAGGCGCAAAUUACGCUCAUGUUGCGCAUACUCGGUACUUCGGCACGUCCUACCUCAGUAGGCCCCAUAACGACUGCAGACUCCCCUCAAGACAACCAAGCAAACAAUGAAGACGCCCUCAUCAACCGCCUCACCAAUCUCUUCACCGAGAUACCCAAGCCCGUCCCCGACCCUGCGGCAUCUCCCAGCACGACCACAGCAGUCUCCGAAGCAGAUCUCUGGGAACUCCGCCUGCUUGUCAUCUCAGUACUGACGCAAUUCUCCGUUUUAGAAUACGGUUCCGGCCGUCUAGCCCAGAAUCGUCUCUGUGUAGGCCGACUGAUCAAGUACCUCGAUCACUGUGUCACGAGUCUCUAUCGGCAUCCCAUCUCCCCGACUCAAGACCGGAAAGUUGAUUCUAUUAAUGCGACAAUGAAACUGAUUUACCACGUCGCUACGACGAAUGCAAACUUUGAUAUCAAAAGCAAGUUGGUGAACACACUGGGUGGACAGCAUGCAUACCUCGUUGCACUCACGCGCUUGGCUUUCAGUGAGGGGUUGGUGCUAGAAGCGGGAAUUGAGGACGAGGUCGUCAAUAUGGCGCAUGACAUCCUAGAUGAGGGGCUGAGUAUGGAGGAGGGAGAUGCUUUUGGAAAGGUGUUUAGCAGUGGAAGCACUGUCUAG